AUGCGUCACACUCGCAACCUCCGCGAUGUCGAGGCCAACAAAGAGGAGAAGCCUGCCAACUGGCGCGACUGGGUCUUGGUCUUCCUGUGGAGCUUUUUGGGUUAUAUGUGCAUCAUCUUGACGGUGCUAACCUACUUCAAUCCGGGGAUCUUACCGUUCGAUGUCACUUCAGUGCUGUUCCGAAAGGAGGUCUCUCCGUUCUUCGCAUUCUCGCAGGGAUCGAACCAUUACUCCAAGCCCCAGGGCUUCAAGAUUGUCGCUCUGGUUCCUUUCACUAACCGUGAGCCUACAUCAAUUCUGGAAUGCUAUCUGCAGAAAAAUUUGGUUCAUAAUGAUGGAUUCCUUGACCAGGUUGUCUUUGUGCCGCAGGCGAAUGACGCCCUUAGCAUGGAAUGGCUGUAUUCAAUCGUCAAUCAAACACCCGAAUAUGCUAUUGCUCCAGCCGGCCAGGACAUGGAGUGGAAGUCUGUAAUGAACAAUGUGAUGUACAUCCGAAUUGACGGCGACACCGUGUUCCUGGAAGAUCACACCAUUCCAACAAUUGUCAACACGAAACUUAAUAAUCCCAGCUCCAUUAUGGUGUCAGCCAAUGUCGUGAACGAGGCAGCUCUCGCAUCACUUCACAGUCAUCCGGGUAUUGCACUUCCAUAUCUCCCAGAGCUAUACCACGUCGACCAACCAUCCCGAUCAAACUCUGAACUGCAUCAAGAUUGGCGAGCUUCAAGUCUCCCACACUGGCAAGGCCCCUUGAGCUUCAGAAUCGACAAAGACUUUGAACCGCCUUUCGAAGGCCACCGCUGGUUGCUGCCUAGCGAUAAGAGCAUUGAUCGAGACCCUAUCUCCGCUUCAGUAUACACCGACACUGGUCCCACCCUAGACGACUGGACAGUCGGUGCACAGCAGCACUAUUCGUUCUUGUACCACCUCGAAGACAAUGACUUGGGACGUUACAAGUUCCCGAUCUGGGUCGAUCCCACUGAGCCCAUCAGCCAAAACUUUGGAUGCUUCUGGGGCAAUGAUGCGGUGGCUGUGCACCAUAUGUUCCGCCACAACAGCAAGACAACAACUUCUCAUCCAAAGAAACCGGAUGGAAAUCGCCCGCAUGUCAUAAUUGAUGGCAAGGGUCUCGUUUCGCAUUAUUCUUCCCGUCAAGGUGCGGCUGGUUUGGAUGCUACGGAUCUUCUGGCUCGUUAUCGAGCAUAUGCAGAAGAGCGAGUGUGCUUGCAGACAGAGUAA
This is a messenger RNA of Penicillium canescens, 1236 nucleotides long. RefSeq lists its product as uncharacterized. The transcript is spliced from 2 exons. The record is from RefSeq and is a predicted model, not a curated record. Bases 1 to 1236 code for a protein of 411 amino acids. Lineage: Eukaryota; Fungi; Ascomycota; Eurotiomycetes; Eurotiales; Aspergillaceae.